GCACCACAAGAUUUUCAUUGUGCCUGCACAAGCAAUGGGAUCAUCGUCUCCUCCGCAAGAACUAGUCCAUUUGGUCGCGGUUCCAUGGGUGAUCCCAGGUCACGUAAAUCCGCUCCUCCAUCUCUGCUCCAAGCUCGCCGCGCUGGGCUCCUUCCAGAUCACAUUCAUCAACACCUUCGAGAAUCACGAGCGGAUGUUCAAGUCGCGGGAGCCCAUCACCCGCGAGGGCAUCGAUUUCGUAGGAGUCUCGGACGGGAUGCCGGAGCGCGGUGCCAACGAUCAUCCUCCCCCCGGGAUGGAGGGACUGAAGGAGGUGAUCAAAUCCAGCGACGGAUUGCAGCGCGGCGUGGAGGAGCUGCUGGAAUCGAUGAUCCAUGAGCGAGGGAUUCCAAUCAAGGCGAUCAUCUCCGACCUUUUCCUCCACUGGAUCCAGGACAUUGCCACCAGAUUCAAGCUCGUGAGAGUGGCAUUCUCCACGACCUCUGCGACCUUUGAUCUCGUCACGCUCCACAUGAGGAGGCUUCGAUCCGAGGGAUUCGUCCCGGUCAAGAAUCGCACAACUGGAGACAAGAAGAUCGAUUUCUUCCCUGGAAUCCCAUCGUUCUCGCCAUUUGAUCUUCCCCUGGCCUGGUACGAGGAGCACCCGAUCAUCCCCUUCUUCGAGCCGCCCUACGAGCGUCUCUUCCAGGCCGAUUGGAUCCUCUCGGGGACGUUCCAGGCGCUGGAGCCGGACAUCGUCUCGAUCUUCCACCACCACUACGGCGUCAAGAACUACCUCCCAAUCGGCCCCUUUCUCCCCGACGAGCACAUGCAUGGCUCUGGCGAUGGCGGCCAGGAAGACCUCCGCGCCGCGCUCUCUAGCGAGGAUCUCCGCUGCCUGGAAUGGCUGGAUUCGCGGCCCAACUCCUCGGUGCUCUACGUCGCGUUUGGGAGCAUCGCGGUCAUGCCCAGCGAUCAGUUCCAGGAGCUCCUCCACGCGCUGGAUCACUGCUGCGCCGAGAAGAAUGUGGGCGUGCUCUGGUCGAUACGGCCCAAUCUCGUGGAUGGCGAGUUCCCGCGCGAGAUCUUCGAUGCGUUCCUGGAGCGCAGUGGCGAUGGCGCUUGCGUCGUGUCGUGGGCGCCCCAGAUGCGCGUCCUCCGCCACGUCGCGGUGGGCGGAUUCAUCACGCACUGCGGAUGGAACUCGGCGCUCGAGGGGAUGUGCGCGGGCGUGGCGAUGAUCGGGUGGCCGUGCCUGUCGGAGCAGAACCUCAAUUGCUCGUUCCUGGCCAAGAGGAAGCUGAUGCUGCGCGUCAAGGAUCACUCCAGGGACGGGAUCCUGGGGCGAGAGGAGAUUGCCAGAGCUGUGGACGAGCUCAUGCACGGAGAGAUUGGAAAGGAGAUCCGGGCGAAUGUGGGCGCGGUCAAGAUCGAGGCGAGGAAGGCCGUGGCCACCGGUGGAAGCUCGCACGGCAAUUUGCAAGCGUUCGUCAAUGCCCUAGCUUUCAAAGUUUGACCCAAGUGUAUAAUGUCACAUCCACAUUCCGUGUUUUCUUCAAAUACUCCAGCGACGAUCUAAGAACUAAAAGGAUCCACAAAUGAGAAAGACAAUCUAUCAACACAAUGGAAAUAAAGUUUUUAAACACACAAGAGCUCAAAGUUAA
Selaginella moellendorffii is the source of this 1643-nucleotide messenger RNA. Its product is annotated as linamarin synthase 1. NCBI's taxonomy places the organism in Eukaryota, Viridiplantae, Streptophyta, Lycopodiopsida, Selaginellales, Selaginellaceae. Gene Ontology annotation, molecular function: UDP-glycosyltransferase activity. The record is from RefSeq and is a predicted model, not a curated record. The transcript is spliced from 2 exons. The coding region runs from base 35 to 1495 and encodes 486 amino acids.